Molecule: messenger RNA, 11238 nt
Organism: Syngnathoides biaculeatus (alligator pipefish)
Lineage: Eukaryota; Metazoa; Chordata; Actinopteri; Syngnathiformes; Syngnathidae
Gene: lrrc75a
Product: leucine rich repeat containing 75A
Exons: 6
Coding region: 966-2324 (452 amino acids)
Source: RefSeq, a predicted model, not a curated record
CCAGGAGCCAGCUCAACUGGCAAGCAUGGUAACCAAUAGAAGACUGGACUGACAAAAAAUAUUCUUAUUUUAUGUUUGUGCGUUUACUGUAUUAAAGCAAACAGUACAAUAUACUGUCAAUAUUUUGUACCUCCCUGGAAAGGCUACUAGAACAAGGUAAGUUUGUACCCUUCUACUUUUUCCACUAUGAACCAUAAAAUGAUCAACAUAAUGGCAGUGUGGACUAACGUUUAUUCAAAAUAUUGCACAUAAAACAUUGACAUAUUUCACGUAAAUUAAACUGCUUGCUUUAAAAAGUUUGAUUUAUUUUUCUUGGUCUUGCCUGGUAACUUGUUGCUAGGCAGAAUUCAGAGACCUCAAUCAUAACUGCCCAUCGGGUAAUAAUUAAAUUGGCAAUGUUAACCACGCCCACUGCUGUUUGAAAACCAAAACUAGGGACUGGGCACUAGCUAAAGAGUCAGACCCAUACGGAGGUCUCCGAAUUAUGGCGAGGAAAUGUGCACAUGUACAAUUACAUUGACACCAGUCACAUUACGUUCCUCAUGAAUUCCGUGAAUGCACGAUUAGAGCGAGCAGGCAGGUACUCCUCCGCUCUACCACGGGCAGACGCUCAGCCUCUUUGCCUCUCGUAAGCGACAUGGCGUUGUUUCCUGUGCCAGGUGACUGGUGAAUUUCGCGGCCGGGGGAGGAGCGCAGGAGUGGAACACUGGCGACGAAGUCGUCGGGGAACCGCGGACGUCAACAUUGUCAUGCCCCGCUCGCUGUACCGCCGUCUUCCUGCGAGUUUCGCUCCAGGAAAGCGGGCUCUGUUUGGGCGGAUGAGAUGAGAUGAGAGCAGAAGCCCAAACGAUACGUCGUUCCAGUAGGCCCCUUCAUGGAAACCACUACCAAGCCUCCCUCUGCAUGACUGACUGCCCGCCCAGUGGGAUCAAUCUUGUUAUCCCAGCUCCUCUUCACACAGCACCAUGGGCAGCAAACAGACCAAGGGCCACGAUGCUGGAGGAGCCAGUCCUCAGCACAGCUGGAGGCGGACCAACUCCAAGGAGCGGGGGGAUCUGUUUGCUUCCCUCAUGUUGAGGUCAGGGGACAGGCUGAGCCGAGGUGCCACCCCGCCGCCUUACCAGCGCCGGAUUGGAAUGAUCCAAGAGAUGAUGCUGAUGGCCAAGCAGGGAAAACAUGACGAGGCCACAGAGAUGCUGAGAACUCUACGGCAGGACCUGGGCAUGGAGUCAACAUCUCUGGAUGAUGUAUUAUACCGCUACGCCAGCUUUAGAAACCUUGUUGACCCCAUCACACAUGACCUGAUCAUCAGCCUGGCACGAUAUGUACACUGCCCAAAGACGGAAGGGGACUCUCUGGGGGCCAUGGAGAAGGUUUGCCGUCAGCUGACCUACCAUCUCAGCCCCCACUCUCAGUGGAGAAGACAAGGCCUGCUCAAGAGGAAACCCCAGGCUUGUCUAAAGGCAGUGUUGUCCACACCUCCACCCAGCGGGGGAUUGGAUCUGUCCGGUAUCCCUCUGGUAGCUCGCGAUAUGGAGCGUCUGUGUGCGCACCUUCAGCAACACGCUUCCACAGUGGUCAGCUUGGAGCUGGGGUUCACCGAGCUGACCGAUGAGGCCUUCCUGCUGCUCCUGCCCACUCUGGCUGCCCUGCCACACCUGGAGACACUAGCAAUGAAUGGAAACCGGCUGACCAGGACUAUUCUGAAAGAGCUGACUGAUGCCCUGAAGGAUCCCAACAGUUUCCCAAGUGUGACGUGGAUUGACCUGGGCAACAAUGUGGACAUCUUCUCCUUACCACAACCUUUCCUGGUCAGCCUGAGGAAGCGCUGUCCUAAGCAGGGCAAUCUGCCCACCAUCCUGGAGUUUGGGGAGAGUCAGGCCAGUGAGCCCCCUGAGAGACUGAGAGUCAUCGGUGAAGACGAGGAGACUGAUGACACCAACAGGACUGAAAGCAUGGGAGAGCUGCGCUCCGAGGUGGAGGAGGAGCUGGACGGCGAGCUGGAGAUAGAGGAGAUGAUGGAGGAGUUACUGAACUUUGACAGGGAGGUGCAAGGGAGGGAGGACGAAGACGAGAGCAUGUGGACUGUCGAGGAGCAGAGGAAAACGAGGAGGAGAAGCAGGACACAUGAAGAAGAGUUACAGAGAAAGGAGAAGACGAACCGAAUGGCGGCGAUGGCGCAGGACGAGGACGACACACAGAGCUGCUCCUCACCGUUGUCUUGCUCCAGCCAUUCAAAACACUUCUCUGCAGCUGCUGAGCCAAUGAGAGCAGAGGAAAAUGACGUUGACAAUGUGACUGACCAAUCGGAGCACUUGAGCUGAAUGCCGUUCCUUUCCGUCCGUCAAUUAUUUCUCCUGCUGUGUCGAAGUACACGUGUUGAAUGAGGCAAGAGAAGGCUUUCUCCCGGCUUGAACAAGCCAAAUUUAACCAGCUACUGGAGGACAGCUAUCCUAACAGGACCUACCAAUAUGUAAGUUACGUAAGGAUGCGAAUCCAGAAAACCACAAAAUAAUUGAUAAGCUUUGUAGUGUAGCUCACCCUGUUUCGGGUUUUAGUCAGGGCCUUACUGGUAAUAUAUAUUAUAUCAUAUUACCGUCAUGUGCCUGUAACAUGUUCCAUUUAAUGGUUAAGCAUCUGUGAUAAACGGUACAGAAAGUUAAAGCAGGUUCUGUUAAAAAAAAAAAAAAAAGAAGGCCACCCACAUUGAAUCAAAGGAUAACCAGCCAGAUUGUGAGGUUAAAAAGAAUAAAAGGUCAAGUCAGUAGAUUUAUUGAUAUCAGCUCACGAACAAGUGUGCGUCAAAGUCUUCUUCUUUUUCUUUCGGCUUGUCCCCGUUAAGGGUCGCCACAGCUUGUCCAUCUAAGCCUAUCUCGUGCAUCUUCUUCUCUAACACCCACUGUCCUCAUGCCGUCCCUCAUAACAUCCAUCCACCUUUUCUUUGGUCUUGCUCUCGCUCUUUUGCCUGGCAGCUCCAUCCUCAGCACCCUUCUACCAAUAGACUCACUCUCUUGCCUCUGGACAUGUCCAAACCAUCGAACUCUCUGACCUUGUCUCCAAAACAUCCAACUUUGACUGUCCCUCUAAUGAUCUCAUUUCUAAUCAUAUUCAACCUCUUCACAACAAGCGAGAACCUCAGCAUCUUCAUUUCUGGUACCUGUUGUUUCUUCAGAGCCAUCGUCUCUAAUCAGUACAUCAUGGCCGGCCUUACAACUGUUUUAUCAACUUUGCCCUUCAUCCGAUCGGAAACUCUUCUGUCACAUAGAACACCAGACACCUUCCGCCAACUGUUCUAUCCCGCUUGUACCCGUUUCUUCACUUCCUUACCACACCCACCAUUGCUCUGUAUUGUUCACCCAAAGUAUUUGAAGUCAUCCACCCUCGCUAUCUCUUCUCCCUGGAGCUUCACUCUUCCUCCUCCACCCCUCAUUCAUGCACAUAUAUUCUGUUUUACUUCGGCUAAUCGUCAUUCCUCUCCUUUCCAGUGCGUACCUCCAUCUUUGUAAUUGUUCCUCUGCCUGCUCCCUGCUUUCACUGCAGAUCACAAUAUCAUUUGCGAACAUCAUGGUCCAAGAGGAUUCCAGUCUAACCUCGUCUGUCAGCCUAUCCAUUACUACUACAAACAGGAAGGGGCUCAGCGCGGAUCCCUGAUGCAAUCCCACCUCCACCUUAAAUACUUCUGACACACCUAUGGCACAUCUCACCGCUGUCCUUCUGCCCACAUAAUAGUACAUGUCCUGUACUAUUUUAAACAUAUUUCUCUGCCACACCAGACUUGCGCAUGCAGUACCACAGUUCCUCUUUUGGUACUCUGUCAUAGGCUUUCUCUAGGUCUACAAAAACACAAUGUAGCGCCUUGUGACCUUCUCUGUACUUUUCCACGAGCAUCCUCAAGGCAAAUAAUGCAUCUUUGGUACUCUUUCUAGGCAUGAAACCAUACUCGAAGAUACUUACUUCUGUCCCGAGUCAAGCCUCCACUACUCUUUCCCAUAGCCUCAUUGUGUGGCUCAUCAUUUUUAUUCCUCUGUAGUUUCCACAGUUCUGAACAUUGCCUUUGUUCUUAAAAAUGGGGACUAGCACAUGUUUCCACCAUUCUUCUCUCCCUCUAGUAUUCUAUUGAAUAAGUUGGUCAAAAACUCCACAGCCACCUCACCAAAUUGCUUCCAUACCUCCACUGGUAUGUCAUCGGGACCAACUCUCUUUCCAUUUUUUAUUAUAUUCAGUGCCUUUCUGACUUCCCCCUUACUAAUCAUUGCCACUUCUUGGUCCUUCACACUUGCCUCUUCUACUCUUCCUUCUCUCUCAUUUUCUUCAUUCAUCAACUUCUUGAAGUACUUUCCAUCUACUUAGCACACUACUGGCACCAGUCAACAUAUUUCCAUCGCUAUCCUUAAAUCACCUUUACUUGCUGCACAUCCUUCCCUUCUCUAUCCCUCCAUCUGGCCAAUCUGUAGAGAUCCUUUUCUCCUUCUUUCGUAUCUAACCCGGUGUACAUGUCGUCAUAUGCCUCUUGUUUCACCUUCACCACCACUACCUUUGCCCUAGUCCUCUCCAUGUCCCGCUUCUUCUUCACUAAUCUCAUUGCUUGGAUCGCUUCCUGUAUUUUGGGGUUAAACCACCAGGUCUCCUUCUCCUCUUUCCUACCAGAGAACACCCAAGCACUCUCCUGCCUGUGUCUUUGAAUACCUUUGCAGUAGUAUUCCAGUCUUCUGGGAGCUCUUCCUGUCCAUCUCGAGCUUGUAUCACCUCUUUCCGAAGGGCCACACAACAUUCUUCCUUUCUCAACUUCCAGCACCUGAUUCACUGCUCUGCCUUUGUCUUUAGUCUUCUUACCCGUACCAGAGUCAUCCUACACACCACCGUCCUAUGCUGUCGAGCUACACUCUCCCCUACCACUACCUUACAGUCAGUAACCUCCUUCAGAUUACAUCGUCUGCACAAAAUCUACCUGCAUGUUUCUACCUCCACUCUUGUAGGUCACUCCGUGUUCCUGUCUCUUCUGGAAAUAGGUGUUGACCACUGCCAAUUCCAUCCUUUUUGCGAAGUCCACCACCAUCUGUCCCUCAAACUUCCUUUCCUGGAUCCUGUGCUUACUCAUCACUUCUUCUUCGCCCCGGUUUCCUUCGCCAACAUGUCCAUUGAAAUCUGCACAAAUCACAACUCUCUCUCUGUCGAGGAUGCUCAGAACUACUUUGUCUAGUUCCUUCAAUAAUUUUUUUUUCAACUCGAGGUCACAUUCUACCUGUGGGGCAUAGCUGCUAAUCACAUUAUAGACAAUACCCUCAAUUUCAAAUUUUAUCUUCAUCACUCGAUCUGAUACUCUUUUCACCUCUAAGACAUUCUUACCCAUCUUAAAAUAAUCUCUACUCCAUUUCUGUUCCCAUCUACUCCAUGAUAAAAUCAUUCAAACCCUGCACCUAAUUUACUCCCUUUCCACUUGCUCUCUUGGAUGCAUAAUACAUCAACCUUUCACCUAAUCAUCAUGUCAACUAACUUCUGAGCUUUUCCUGUCAUGGUCCCAACAUUCAAAGUCCCUACACUCAGUUGUAGGCUCUGUGCAUUCCUCUUCUUCUUCUGCCGACUAAGCCGCUUUCCUCCUUUUUUUUUGUGUUCGACCUACAUUAUCUGAAUUUCUACCUACGCCUUGCAGAUUAACAGUUUGGGGGGUGGGCGUAGGAAGCCCACGCCAAGUCCUAACCGUUAUAGAAUUCGUAUGAUGAACGCUCAUUUUUGUUUGGCACAGUUUUAUGCCAGAUGCCCUUCCUGACGCAACCUUCUGCAUUUAUCUGUGCUUGGGACUGGGCGACAGCUUGCACAAUAUUGUGCUGCCCAACGCGCUGCAGAUAGUCAAAAAAAAAACAAAAAAAAAAGCAAUCAAAUAAACAAAGUCAGCACAUAUGGUACACAAAUCACAUACUACCUGUGUGAAAAUAUAAAGGAUAUGGCGAUUUAGUGAAUGGAAGGGAUUCAAACCACAAUGGCCCUCACUCUAGUAGUUGAAGGUUGGGUUGGGUCCAUGUUCGAUGUUUGGUCCUCAUUGUAUACGCAACAAAGGUAAUGUUGUUAGCGGGCUAAGCUAUUCUAACUUAGGCUGUGCAGCUUCAAUGGUAACGAUACGGCUCCAAUUUGGGUACUCAGAUGUACUAAAGUAAGACUUGUUAAAUUUCCUAUAAGUUCUCACGGCGCUUGUUGUACAAGUUAUGAAGUUACUGAUGUUCGAUGAUUCUUCCGCAGCAUGGAUUGAUCACAAACUCGUCUCAUUUAUUAGCUUGGUAAACUAAGGUAGUCUGGGCCUAUAAAUGAGUUUAAAUUGAUGUUUCCAGUCACCCAACUUCCUAAUCAGUACUCACGUUCCUCGUUGUUUACGAUAUAUAGAUUUUGUAGGUCUUGUAAGUACUAGUGUUUGAUGUUUACCUCCUCAGCAAAUAUUUGAUUACAUAGGCGACUUGACGUUAAGGAGCUAGUCUUGACUAGGCUAGGCCGCGCAGCUUCAACGUGAACGAAUACAGCUCCAAUUUGGGUACUAAGAUUACACAGAUGAUGAUGUUAGUCCACUGAAGUCGUCACCAGGGACGUCCCACGUCAAGUAUCCACCAAAUUCAGUUCAAAUUCAGCAGAUUUAUUUAUUGUAUGGUCGUGCAGGCCUCCUCGAUCAAUUAUGUAUUUUCAUAUCACGCCAAAUAUAUCAGUCACAUUUCUGUCCGACGAUCAGCCCAAGACAAAAGCUUGGCCGAGGGUCAAAAAGAACAUGCAUGUUUAUUGGAUUAAAAGAAAUCAGUUGCCCCACCGUCUGUUCCCAGUUAACGCUGGACAUUCCAUCCAUGCAGUUGUUAACCUGCUGGGGCUGAAGAGCCAAACGGGUCACGCGAGCAGAUCUCUUUUGCCUGCCGUCGGGUGUCAGAAUAAAGUCCGCAAGGGGGGGCAUCGAAGUGAGUGUGUAGCGCAAGUAAACAGUUGAUUGACUUUGGUGGGCUGACAGUAUGUUGACGUUUCAGCAAUGACGACAUCCAUGCAUGCCAUCUUAUGGUUUUCAACAAAUAGAUUUGUCUGAUCACAUUGUCUGUGUUCAAUUGACCCCUCCGUACAGGGCACUUAACCACGUCUCCUGAAGUUGCGUCACCCCACGCUUGCUAACCUCAGACAAACAAUAAGCAAAAUUGGCGGCACAGGAAGAAAAGACGAGAGCGAAAUUGUCCGAUUUACCAGCUGAUUUUUCACUCGCAUUCUUACCGAUUAGUGAAAUAUCGUUGAAGAGUAUUUCAGCGAGGGGUGUUUCAAUGGUAUUUCCAUGCAUAUCGACGGAGAAACCAUCGAUAUUAGCGCGAGAUCUUUCCGGAGUCAGAGGAAGACCGAGAAGCCACAUAAUAUAAUAUAUUAUAACCCAAAGACGAAUUCGUCAUUGACAGUUUCCUAUUUUCGUGUUACCUAUCACACUUGUGUGCAGAAUCUGUAUGUGUAUCUGUAAAGCCAUUUGUGAACCGCCAUAUGAAGGAAAAGAAGAAGGCGAGGCUUGAUUUACGAGUUGUUUCUCUCGUUUUCUUUGUGUAACGUCACGCGCUCCCCUCAAUAAUUAUUCUUGAAUUAGUGCCGAACCUACGUAAGUCCCGACCGAGUAUGACAAUCACUACUUUAGUGUCCGCAAACAUCCUUCCUUCAGUCUUGGUGUCUCGGUGCACGUCGAAGGCUUUUAGGACUCGCUAGUCCGGUUUAGCUUAGCUCGGGAGCCGGCGAACAGAGACACGUUUGUGCAGUCAGAUCAUCGCAAAAUAUCGCUCAACACAGAUCAAGUGUGUCAAUCAUUCACACGUAGCUAUGUUAUGCAAGUGAAGAACUGCUAAUUCAUUUAUAUGGGACAUGUAUUGAAAAUCAAAUAUAGGGCAUACCUUCGUGCAAACAAAGUCCGGUUUAGCUUAGCUCGGGAGCGGCGAACAGACACGUUUGUGCAGUCAGAUCAUCGCAAAAUAUCGCUCAACACAGAUCAAGUGUGUCAAUCAUUCACACUUAGCUAUGUUAUGCAAGCGAAGAACUGCUAAUUCAUUUAUAUGAGACAUGUAUUGAAAAUCAAAUAUAGGGCUUACCUUCGUGCAAACAUAUCUGUUCCGGUUGAUUUUAGAUGGAUUCAGUUGAUCAUGCAAUCUUCCACAAAGUUUGAGCCAUCAAAGCCAUUUUUCGUUCUCGGUCUUCUGUUCCGGUUGAUUUUAGAUGGAUUCAGUUGAUGAUGCGGUCUUCCACAAAGUUUGAUCCAUCAAAGACAUUUUUCGUACUCGGUCUUCGGUUUUGGAAGGGGUACGAAUUGAACUCCACCAACUAGCCUUUCAGGAUACCAGUCGUCACUAUUACAAAGUCCGUGACUACACCUCUUAACCAUACCUAUUGUUAAGGAACCCAAAUACGUGAUAAAACCCAAACAAAAGCUAUACUGGACCAUGCGACUUUGUCAGAGGUAAUGGCGGACGCCAACAUUUAUGGAGAUCUAUGGCCUCUGAUUGGUCAGCGACGCGGAUGACCCAAUUUCUACGGAGGUGUCAACUCUCAAGUCAAUGAACACCUUCCCCAAUUGGCUGGCGACCAGUUCAGGGUGUGCCCAGCCUUUUGCCCCAAGAUAGCCGGGAUAGGUUCCAGCAUACCCGUGACGCUAAUGAGGAGAAGUGGAGCAGAAGAUGAAUGAAUAGCUUUAGGAAAAACAGAUACAUGCUCAUGUUAGGUUUGUGUGGUUUUGAUGUCGUCUCCUUUAAACUACUAGUAGUCAUGGACAUAAACAGUGAUUACAUCCCAUCCUGACUCGUACAUCGGAAAAAUUACACUGACAAUUAUUGUGCUGAUUGCAUCGUUUUCCAAUAAAUCUAAUUCAAACUGCUACACGUUCUUUAUAAUGAAAUGAAGCUGAGUGAGUUGCUCAUUUUACUUGAUAUAAACAAAAUGUUCGGAAUUUUGUAGAGUAUUUCUGUCGUAGCAGUACCUCUAAUUUUACAUUUUUAAAGUACCUGUAUUGCAUUUUUUUUCCAAUGCGACAUUGAUUUGUUGGGUGUGCAGCAAAAUUGAAAACGUGAGUUGCAAUGCAGUUGUGCCAAAUGCUGGUUUGAAAGAAAAUAAACUGCCUUGCCCAACAGUAUUAAGGACAUUAGAAAGAGGUGUUGUAACAACAGAGGAAUAAACAGCAAACACCACUUUCUGAAUUUAUUUCUUCGGGUUAUAUUGAACUAUUGUUUCAAAUUUUUAUUCAUCACAAGUAUUAACUAUUCUUUUGUUUCAUGUUGUUUGUUUUUGCACUUUUAUACGUACAUUUCAAAUGAUAAAAACAUGGGUUAAAUUCACGAGUAUUGUUGUAAAAGUGUUCUAGUUCAUUUAUGAUGUACGUUAGGUUUAUAUCUGUGUAAAUUAUGAUUCCCAAACUCAAUUUUCUGUAACUGGACAAUCUAGUCAUCUGUCUUCUUCUUGCUCUUGAGGUAGCUAUAUAAAGAAAAUCUAUACUUUCGAUCUUGAAUUAGUACCAAUGUCAGGAUGCAUUUAAAUCAUUCUUACGCAUGCAGUUUUUUUUGUGAGACUACUGUUGUAAGUAGCUAAUGUUAUUGUCAAUUUAUAAAAAAUUUUAUUAAUAAUUAUGACAUGAAAGAUGUGUAAUGUAUUCAAAUGUUUUCAGUCUUGACUGAGCUUGCAAGUUAAUGUACAGAUUAGUGAGAAUCAUGAAUCGAAUACUAUAAUUAAAAAAAUGAGAGAUAUUCCAUUUCAAAUCUGAAAUUUAAGCCAUGAUGUUGCUAAUUCAAGAUGUUUCAUAUUGUGGAGUUCAGGAAUAUAAGCAAAACCCCACAAAAAUCUUGCACACUAUCAAGUUUCCCCGAGUAUUAAUGCUACUCUCAUCGUUGGUGUUUUCCCGAAACUUUGCAGAUGAUACGGUUAGGGUUAGGGUUAGCACUUAACACUUGCUUGAAAGCUUUAUUGCACUGUGGGUUGUUCAUGUUUCCUUGUGGUUCUCAUAAAUAUGAUGAAAAAUCAUAUCUCCAGUGCAGUUCACGUUGACAUUAAGCUGAAAACAAUACGCUGCACAAUUUUCAGUGCUCUACUUGAAUCUAAUUGCAAAGAUUCUUCCCUUUAACAUAAAACAUGCAACUAUUUGCUGUCCAAAUGUGUUCACACCCGGUAAUUCCAGUGAACCUCUUUCACGAAGAGUUCGGUGUUGCAGUACAUCAUGAUUAUUAUCUACAUUUAGAUCAACUGUUGCAGUGGCAAAGCGUUGUCAUACAGUACUUCAAAAGACAUUAAGGCUUGAAAGAUUGCAUGUAACUGAAGAAGCAGCGCUUGACACUAUCCUCAGGUUUAGUAUUGUUUUGAAGAUGUGAAUGGGCCAGUUGAGUAGUUUCACCUUCUACUUGUCAACAUGUCAGUCAAGUACCUGUUGAUAUUUUACUUGCUAUAGCCAUGGGCGACACUCACACUCAGAUAGGAGACUUUGGGGGGGUCCCUGGUCCCAGUGCCUUGCGCAAGGGCAUUGUGCAUGAGCCUGUAAGCCUCCUAUUCAGGAAUAAACUACAGUACUGCCACCUAAAGUAGUCUCAAGAUUGUAGCAUUUCUUCAUUGACUACUACUUACAGCACGUGUCAGUCAGCUGGAUAGCUACUGUAGUAAUUGUUUGGUGAGUUCCUCUCCCGCGGUGCACGUUGUUCACUCAUUGCAUAAAAAAGUGGCUCAAGGGUUUCCUAUUGGAAGUAGUGAAGUCACUGCCCUCCGAUGUGGGGUAAAGUUUGAGGGCAUCGGAAUGACUGGUGGAAUGGCGGGUGUCACUGUGCACUUUAGCUACACACGCACAAUCUAAUGAGGUCCAGUAGGAGAACUGUAUUAAAAAUACAAACUUUACAGUUAAAAUCAUGUUCAGUUUUGAUUGACACUGCCAUAAAUGAUUGUUAUUAUUAUUUUACUGUCGGUGUACUUUGAAGUGCAGUGAACCUCGGUGUACUGCUUGGAGCUCAUUAGAUUGUGCAAGAACCUCAUGAAUUGUGUAAAAGUGACAUUCAUUUAUAUGAGAAGCCAAGUCUUUAUUGUUUUCUCUUCCUUUGCACUCGUAUCAGUGUAUUUUCACUAUCUACAAUAUACCUCUGCUAGAUGAUCUAUACAGCUUUCCUUGUUGCAUAAUAUUUGAUAUGUGUAUUAUAGACAUGUACGGGAAACGAUGCCAUGUUCUAUUAUUAAUAAAUUAAAUUAUUGCUCAAUAGAUCUUAAUAAAUAAUAUGACUGGACAACAGA